UGUAAAUCUGGCCUCACAUGUGAUCUGUAUGCCAGAUUUUACGUUGGUUCUAAGCGUUGAGCUGCACGCAAAUUAAAUCAUUUGAGAUAUUAUUCAGGGUAGUACAUCUGAACUGUUAGUCAUGGUGGAGUGCAUUGGUGUAAGCCGUUUUUUGCUCUGUGUCAUUGGCAUCACAUUAUCAGCUUAUGCCCUUCAUGUCGAGUUCUCAAAGAUGCACAAUAAGGACUACAAAGCUCUUUGUGACAUCAGUGAGCACAUGAGCUGUUCAAAAGUGUUUACGUCAAAGUAUGGAACUGGUUUUGGCUUGGUUGAACCAGUUAUGGGUAAAGAUUCACCUCUCAAUGUGCCCAACAGUAUUUUUGGAAUCAUUUUUUACUCUUUGAUUGUUUUACUAGGUUUGUCCAAAAGCAAAGUUGCUGCCUGGAUUAAUUUCAUGUUUGCUGUCUCAUCCUGUGCAGGCUCAGUUUAUCUUGGUUAUAUUUUAUUCUUUAUCCUGCAUGACACAUGCCUUGUGUGUAUUUCAACGUAUGUUGUCAAUGCAUGUUUGUUGAUCAUAAACUUCAUAACCCUGAAUCGAGCAGUGGCGAGUGCAAGUGCCAGAAAGAAAAAAGAAUGAGACCACUACACUGUUUUGUAAAGAUUAUCAAUAAAGUUAAUUUUUUUAAUGAC
This is a messenger RNA of Orbicella faveolata, 669 nucleotides long. RefSeq names its product vitamin K epoxide reductase complex subunit 1-like protein 1. NCBI's taxonomy places the organism in Eukaryota, Metazoa, Cnidaria, Anthozoa, Scleractinia, Merulinidae. Gene Ontology annotation, biological process: vitamin K metabolic process; peptidyl-glutamic acid carboxylation. Gene Ontology annotation, molecular function: vitamin-K-epoxide reductase (warfarin-sensitive) activity. The record is from RefSeq and is a predicted model, not a curated record.